AUGAUAUUAGGACCAAGGAUCAUGGGAAGAAGGCAUGAAUCAACUGUUCCUCAAGUGAUCUACCAAGUUUUAGAGGAACCAUUGAGUGAAGAUGAAGUAGAAGCAGACACCGAUGUUCCACAAACAUUGGAAGAUUUCAUUGCCGAAAUGAAGAAUGCCAGGCCAGAUGCCAGGACCUUCGCAGUCAGGCUUAAAUCUAUGGUUACCCUCCUGGAACAGAGGACGCGGACUGCCAAAAUUCAGGAGUAUCUCUACCGCCAUGUAGCAUCUAGCAGCAUACCAAAACAGCUCCAUUGUCUUGCUCUAAAGCUCGCAAAUGAGCAUUCCAACAACGCCAAUGCCCGUCUGCAACUUCCUUCACCAGAACUCGUCCCUGCACUAGUAGAUAACUCGUUCUACCACUUCAUACUCGCCUCAGACAAUGUCUUGGCGGCAUCAGUUGUUGCUUCAUCACUAGUUCAAAAUACCCUACAUCCUGAGAAGAUUGUUCUUCACAUAAUAACGGACAGAAAGACCUUUUCCCCGAUGCAGGCUUGGUUCUCUUUACACCCUUUGUCGCCUGCUAUCAUUGAGGUCAAAGGGUUGCACCAUUUUGAUUGGUUAACUAAAGGGAAGGUCCCCGUAUUAGAAGCCAUGGAGAAGGACCAGAAAGUGAGAUCACAAUUUAGAGGUGGUUCUUCGGCAAUUGUUUCAAAUAACACCGAGAAACCUUAUGUCAUUGCUGCAAAGUUGCAGGCACUUAGUCCUAAAUACAACUCGCUAAUGAAUCACAUCCGCAUACAUCUACCAGAGUUAUUUCCUAGUCUGAAUAAGGUUGUUUUCCUGGACGAUGAUAUUGUGGUUCAAACUGAUCUUACCCCUCUAUGGGACAUUGACAUGGGUGGUAAAGUAAAUGGAGCAGUGGAAACAUGCAGGGGAGAGGACAAGUUUGUGAUGUCGAAGAGAUUAAAGAGCUAUUUGAACUUUUCUCAUCCCUUAAUAGCAAAACACUUCAAACCUGAUGAGUGUGCAUGGGCCUAUGGCAUGAAUAUCUUUGAUCUAGAGGUUUGGAGGAAGACAAACAUAAGCCUCACUUACCAUCACUGGGUUGAAGAGAACUUGAAAUCAGACCUAAGUUUGUGGCAACUAGGGACAUUACCUCCAGCUCUGAUAGCAUUCCAUGGGCAUGUCCAUGUAAUUGAUCCUUUCUGGCACAUGUUGGGUUUGGGCUACCAGGAUAAUACAAGCAUUGAAGAUGCCAAAAAUGCUGGUGUCAUCCAUUUUAAUGGCCGAGCGAAACCAUGGCUGGAUAUAGCAUUUCCUAAGCUUCGGCCUCUAUGGACCAAGUACGUGGACUUCUCUGACAAAUUCGUCAAAGGCUGUCAUAUCAGGGCAUCCUAA
Thlaspi arvense is the source of this 1380-nucleotide messenger RNA. NCBI's taxonomy places the organism in Eukaryota, Viridiplantae, Streptophyta, Magnoliopsida, Brassicales, Brassicaceae. The record is from the annotation of a GenBank genome assembly.